This is a messenger RNA of Larimichthys crocea (large yellow croaker), 1930 nucleotides long. It is a transcript of the gene minpp1a, whose product is annotated as multiple inositol-polyphosphate phosphatase 1a. Lineage: Eukaryota; Metazoa; Chordata; Actinopteri; Sciaenidae. The record is from RefSeq and is a predicted model, not a curated record. Gene Ontology annotation, molecular function: acid phosphatase activity; inositol phosphate phosphatase activity. Bases 218 to 1609 code for a protein of 463 amino acids. The transcript has 5 exons.
CAAUGCAUGAAGAACAAUGUUUUCUCCUCGUUGUAAAGGCGCCUUUGAUAGAGUGGUCAAUGUCCAUGACCACUCUAUCAUUGCGUAAAGGUUUGGGCCAAGCCGACUUUGCAGCUGAAGCUCCCUGUGAUUGGUGGGAAAGCCUGACAUGGAUGACGUCACUCACUUUUGGCUGCGUUAGUCAGAAGUGCACGCGGCCAUACAUACAAGCCACGUCAUGCCGAUCACUGUUUUGAAAGUUAUUAUUGUUUAUAUAAACGUAAUCGGCUUUUGCUGCUGCUUUCGUAACGAUGCGAGUCCUACGGGGAAGACAGCAGACAUACCAGCAAUCGCCAAAUAUUUCAGCACCAAAGGGAGGUAUGAGGAAGUGAACCCGUAUCUCAUAGACGACAUACUUGCUGUAAACAGAUCGAUCCUGCAGCCUCCAUCUGCACAAUGUCGCCAGAUUCAUCUGACCGCCGUCAUAAGACACGGAACAAGAUACCCGACCACCAAAAAUGUCAAGAAGAUGCAGAAGUUGUACGACCUGGUCAAGAGCAGCGCUGCAGGCAAAGACAGCUGGCUGCGUGAGAUCCAGACCCAGUGGACGAUGUGGUACACUGAGGACAUGGAUGGCAGACUCGUCCAGAAAGGAGUGAACGAUCACAAGCAUUUGGCCGUGAGGCUGUCAAAGCUGUUCCCCUCACUGAUUUCAGAGGAGAAGCUCCGAGGUGGAUUCAUCAAAUUCAUAACCAGCUCAAAGCACAGAUGUGUCAACAGCACACUGUCCUUCAAGGCAGGACUGACAAAGCUGUGGGGUAUUACAGAUCAGGAGUUUGACCAUACAGUGAACGAUGCUCUCAUGAGGUUUUUUGACAAGUGCACCAAGUUUGUGGAGGAAGUUGAAAACAACUUGUCAGCUUUGGUAGAGGUGGACAAGUUCAAGCAGGGACCAGAGAUGAGGAGGGUCCAGGAGAAGAUCGCAGACCGCCUCAGAGUCCCAUACAGUCUCAUCACAGACGAUAUGGCUGAAGCUGCAUUUUACUUGUGUGCUUAUGAGUUUGCCAUCAACACUGUGAACUCUCCCUGGUGUCGGCUCUUCGAUGAGGUCGAUGGACAGGUUAUGGAGUAUGCAAAUGACUUGAAACAUUACUGGAAAAGAGCCUACGGUUAUGAUAUUAACAGCAAGUCGAGUUGCAUCCUCUUCCAUGAUUUGUUUAGUCGACUGGACAAAGCAGCCAACGAGUCAGGCCAGCAGGUGACUGAAGCUGUCACAAUCCAGGUGGGCCAUGCAGAGACCCUCCUGCCACUGCUUACCCUCCUGGGCUUCUCCAAGGACAGUGAUCCCCUGACAUCCACCAACUACGCUUCACAGACCGGACGCUCCUUCCGCACCAGCUACAUGUUACCCUAUGCAGCUAACUUAGUCCUGGUGCUGUAUGAUUGUGGAGGAGGUGACCUGAGACUGCAGCCACUGCUCAACGAGAAGCCUGUGGCUUUCCCCGGUUUGACUGACCAGAAGGACCCCAUGCCGCUCUAUCAGGAUGUCAAAGAUCACUACAGGGAACUGCUCCGAGGCUGUGACUUUGAGACUGUGUGUCAGCUUUUUAAGCAUACUGCUGAAGUUUAGGCAGACGUAGCAGAUUCUGGAAAAGAAGGUUUUAUUGUGUUUUAUUUGCAAAAUGGAGUGAUAUGAUGGCCCUUAAUGGGAUCAUCUGAUCAGUCUGAACAUUUCCCCUGCAUAAACCAUGAACAUAUCAGUUUGCAUUUUUCACUUCCUUUAUACCUGAGAAAAUGUGUAUUGGUAUCUCUGAAACAUGCUAUGAUCCCAGCCUUUGAAUUUAACUUCAAGUUUACCUAAACCAUUACAGUGUUACAACUUUUGUAUUGCUCAUUUGCGAGGUUUCUUUUCAUCAACAGAAAAGCAAUUAAAGAAUGUAUUUUUGCUGUG